Prorocentrum cordatum is the source of this 3827-nucleotide messenger RNA. The record is from the annotation of a GenBank genome assembly. Lineage: Eukaryota; Dinophyceae; Prorocentrales; Prorocentraceae.
AGCCGUUUUGGCUCAAGCCAGUGGCUCAAGCAUGCGCAGCCGUGCUCAGUCACUAUACAUCGUCUUUAGUUUGAAACGCGUAGCGUCCCUCCAAAGAUAUCAAUGGGCCCUGGGCGCCAAGGCAGUCCGUAUGAGUUGCAUUGCAGCUUGUACGGGGUGUUCACCGCAUUGCUUCUGGCGAUGAUAACAUGUGAGGCGCGCUGUCAUGAGAGGCAGGGUUGUGCAAACAAUCCCGCAGAUUGGACCGAUAGUAGAGGGCUUCCUUGCGACGACUACGAGGAUUUGUGCACGACAUCUGCUGAUCAGGUCAUGAAUCGCCAUUUCGUCAUCGGCUAUCCUUCGGAUGUGGGGAGCAUGGGCCAUUCGGCUGUGGAAGCUUGCUGUAUUUGCGGUGGUGGACGUGAAAUUCACGUCGCAACUUCCAUGAUAAGCAACACCACCCCGGCAAUCGCUUCCAUAACUAGCAUCGCUACCAAAUCUGUGACGGGCAGGAGGCUCCUUGCCAGCACCACCGUGACGAGUACUACCUCUAUGACCAGCACCACUACCCUGACGAGCACAACUGCGACCAGCACCACUACCCUGACCACUGCCACCAUGACUACACCACUACCCUGACGAGCUUAACUGCAACCAGCACCACUACCCUGACCACUGCCACCAUGACUAGCACCACUACCCUGACAAGCAUCACUGCGACCAGCACCACUACCCUGACCACUGCCACCAUGACUAGCACCACUACCCUGACCACUGCCACCAUGACCAGCACCUCCACCUUGACCACUGCUACCAGCGCGACUAGCAGUACCACCAUUUCCACUCACACUGGGACCAGUACCUCCCAGAGUACUGGUACCGCCACCAGCUUGAGUGCCACCAGUACCAGUGUAACCAGCACCACUGCGACCAGCACCACUGCGACCAGCACUAGUAUCACUCAUACAUCUACCACCACACCCCUUUACGUUGUCUCCAGUGCCAUCUCAUUUCAAAGCAAUGGGACGGUUGAUAAUAUUACAAGGGCAUUCACAUCUCAUUUAGCGAGGGUUUUCCAAGUUGAUGAAGAUAAUGUCAUUGUGACUGUCACCGCUUCUGCGAGCCUGGCCCGGUAUGUCGUUGAUGGUUCUGGCCGCAGUAUAACGUCGAUUGGGAGAUCAUCUCGCCUGAAGCUCCUGCGGAGAACAUAUACGAUUUUGCAAGCCAGGUUGUUAAUGAUAGCGUUGUUGCUUAUGAUUUCGGAUCCGGUAUUCAAUCAGUCUUCCUUUCGCAAGGUUUCGCGAUAGUGGGAUCUGAGAUCGAAGUAACACCACCAGAAAUUAAGGUGAUUACUGCAACCAGGACAACUGUCAGCAUGACUGAGACCAGCACAACAGGGAGCAGCACCAUGUCCACUCGCACUGCAACCAGCACCACCACCUUGACUACCACGCUGACCAGCAGCACCACCGUGUCCACUGCCACGAUGACCAGCACCACCCUGACAAGUGCCACCAUGACCAGCAUCACCACCACUUUGACCACUGACACACUGACCAGCGGCACUACUACUACAGUGUACACCACUACCUUCACCUCCAGGACCAGCAUUACUAGCUCGACCACUGCCACAACGACCAGCAUCACCACCUUGACCACUGCCACCACGACCAGCAGCACCACCUUGACCACUGCCACCACGACCACCUUGACCACUGCUACCGCGACCAGCAGCAGCACCUUGACAACUGCCACAAUCACCAGCACCAGCACCAUGUCCACUCAUACUGCUACCAGCACCACUACCUUGACCACCACGUUGAGCAGCACCAGCACCUUGACAACUGCCACAAUCACCAGCACCAGCACCAUGUCCACUCAUACUGCUACCAGCACCACUACCUUGACCACCACGUUGACCAGCACCAGUACUGUGUCCAUUGGCACCGCUACCAGCACUACGUUGUCCAGCACCAUAACGAUAUUGACCACUGCCACCAUGACCAGCACCACGACCCUAUUCACUGUCACAAUGACCACCACCCCCACCGACACCACUAUCACCACCACCACCACCCCUCUCGGCGCAACUACUACUAUCACCGUCACGACACAGACAAGCACCACUACGCGGAUAUACAUUGUUGCGGGAUCUAUGUGGUUCGAAAGCACGGGCAUUCAAGAGCAGGUGGAAAGUGCGUCAGUGAAUGCACUUGCUUCACAUAAGGGCGUGCCCGAAAGUGCUGUGUUCUGUGUUGCCUCGCUUUUCACAAACAGCUCGCGACGGCUCAUGUCGGACCGGGAGCUCACCAGCUCAGUCACGCAUUGGCAGGUCGAUUGGACGAUAGUUGCAAGUGCAUCUCCCGCUUUUUCGGCAUACGACGUAACGACAGAGCUGCAUCAGCAUGUAAACGCGACCUCAGGAGAGAACUUGGAGUCGAUUGAGACGUUUUAUAGCCUCAUGGAGCUCGCCAUGCCAUCUCGGGGCCUGACACUCGUGUCAAAUUCCAGUGUCCUCGUGCACGCAGAGCCCACGAUAAUGGAAAUCACCGCCACCCAGACGACAUCAACGACGGCAACGCCAUUCGCAGAGGGCCUCAUUGCCGACACGGAGAAAACGGCGAGCAUUGAUUUUGUCGUUAUGGGCAUCAUAGUUGGCGCGAUACUUGUUUUGUGCUGUUGCAUUCAAUUGUUAUGUUUCUUAAGGAUCCGCCGGCAACGGAAGUCUGAAGAGGACUUGGAGGCUGUGUCGCGAAAUGACCUCGAGCAGGGGACGCCCGAGGACAUAAUAUGGGUCGCGCCUGGAGCGCCCCCAAGGAUCGAGUCGCAAAGCAACGAACCCAAGCAGGCGCGCAGCCUGUCACGCGGUGCAUCGGCCGAAGCGUCCUCGGGAAGCGAGAUCGGCGCAUCGCAACGGAGCAGCCUUUCCUCGACAGGUAUGCGAUCGGGUAGGUCAGGCGGAAAUUUGUCACGCAGUCCGUCGGCUGCCUCAGCCAGGUCUGGUGACGCCGGGUUGGCUCGCAGCUGGUCUCGCGGUCAGGCCUCAGGGCUUUCGAUUUAGUCCCGGGAAGGUAGCUUGACGAUAGCAAAGGCUACAUGAAACAACCGUUCCAGAUACCCCACCAGAUAAGACACAUUUUUGCAUCCACUAUCGCGCAGACGCGGUGACGGGCAUGUGCUUCGUGGCGACAGCGAGACCCCCUAUCGCAGCACGCAGCACUGCAUUUUAAUCCGUAUCAGAUACGCGAGGGGAUCAGACAUAGCAGUUGCAUGCUACAGUCGUCUCCCGAUGUAUUAACCAUUCGGCCGAAUACCCUUCGCUUCUCAUGCGUUGUAACUUCCAUGAUGAGUGCGACAUUUGAGCAGUGUGGGUAGAUCUAUCGCUUUGUGGGUGCGGAACUGGCUUGCCUUCAGUAGCCCACUUCCCGGCUCGCAGCGGCAACGGGGAUGGCGGAGGAUCCCAGCAGGGAUUGAAAUAGGGCCCUUUUCGUUUCCGACCACCGCUCCAGUGGCCAGAUUGUCUCACAUCUGCUCGAGCCUUGCCGGCAGCAGUAGGCGAGCGAGGUGGAAGGGAGGGGGACAGAGAGUGUGAGCAUUCUUACGUGUAUAGAUUUAUUCAUAAAUUUGCAGAUACACAUGUGUAUACAGCUUUAAUUCGUGGUGGGCCACCUAGGUCCAGCAUCGGUAAGUGGCACGCAUGGUGACGCCCGUGGAACGCAAAGUGCGUUUUCACUGCAUUUGCAUAUGUAUGCUCACUCUGCGCUUGGCACUGUUGCUUCAGAGAGUUCGACAAAACAAAAGAAUCCAGGAAGCCUUUAAGGGCCCAAAAUCGUUGAAAACCAAAAAAG